AUUCAUCGAAAUCCGCCCGAUUAGUCGUGCCCAAGUUGUAUUCUUCCAUCCCUGUAGGGUUUAUUCUCUCUCUCUCCUCGAUUCAUUUCCAAUCCAUUCCUAGGUUUGAUUCAGAUCGUCACACUGUUCCUUCGACCUUCUCUGGUUGCGGAAUCUUUUGCUGCCGGGGAGCUCUGAUUGUUAAUUGAGAUUCUUGGUGAGAUUUGCGGAUUUUGCAGCUCUUAACAAUGGAGUCAGCCGCCGUGACCAUCUUUCAGUCGUCGCUGGGCGUCGCCAGCUCUUCUUUAACGUCCAGGUCGGGUAGCUCGGCCGCCGUCAAUGGACCCAUUUCUGUUAAGUUUGGCGCUAAAUUGGGGCCCUCGCUGAAGCAUUCCGCUUCAGCAUCACAAUUGAGACCAGGGCAGUGGAAAGGGGUUCGUGGAAGCAGGAGAAGCACAGGAGUCAGAGCAUCACUGUCUCCAGAAUCUGCUGGAUCAUCUGCACCGAUUGCCCCACUUAAGCUGGAAUCUCCAAUUGGGCAGUUUCUUUCGCAGAUCCUAGUCAGUCAUCCACACCUUCUGCCUGCUGCAGUUGAGAAGCAGCUUGAGCAACUUCAGACGGAUCGUGAUGCAGAGAAUACGAAGGAAGAGUCCUCAGCUGCUGGCACGGACCUAGUCCUAUACAGGAGAAUUGCUGAGGUGAAGGCUAAUGAGAGGAGAAAGGCAUUGGAAGAGAUCUUGUACGCUUUGGUGGUGCAGAAGUUCAUGGAUUCUGAUGUAUCUCUAAUUCCUUCUGUAAGUUCAUCUUCAGAUCCUUCGGGCCGGGUAGACAUGUGGCCAAGCCAAGAAGGAAAGCUGGAGCGGCUUCAUUCCCCUGAAGCCUAUGAGAUGAUCCAGAAUCAUCUUGCUCUUAUUUUGGGAAACCGGGCAGGUGGUUCCUCCUCGGUGGCGCAGAUAAGCAAGCUUCGGGUUGGACAGGUCUAUGCAGCGUCAGUCAUGUAUGGGUACUUCCUUAGGCGGGUUGACCAAAGGUUUCAGCUUGAGAAGACGAUGAAGAUUCUUCCUGGAGGAUCGGAUGGGGAUGAGUUUAAUGUACAGCAAACUGUAGGGGAAGAGAAAAAUGCAGGCUCUGUCGGUGACUCUCUUGAAUCUAUGCAGUCUCAUCCCGAAGUUUCAUCUUGGGCUGGUGGGAUCAGCAGUGAUGGUUUCGGUUAUGGGAUGAAACCGUCCCGAUUGAGAACUUACGUGAUGUCCUUUGAUGGGGAGACACUUCAGAGAUAUGCCACGAUUAGAUCCAAAGAGGCUGUAAGCAUCAUCGAGAAGCAUACAGAGGCUCUAUUUGGACGGCCCGAGAUUGUGAUUACGCCAGAGGGCACAGUCGAUUCUUCUCGGGAUGAGCUCAUCAAGAUCAGUUUUGGUGGGUUGAAGAGGCUCGUAUUGGAAGCAGUGACAUUUGGUUCUUUCCUGUGGGAUGUUGAAAGCUACGUAGAUUCGAGGUACCACUUUGUGCUGAACUGAAAGGUGAUACCAUGCUUUAUUGCCUCUCAUAAAUACGAGAGGUUGCACUGACCAGCUUGACGAAAUGAAUCGAGUGUACACUAGAUGAUUAUUCCGUUAUCUUGUGUCUUGUUUGUACAUAUAUUUAUACUUUCUGCUGUGGACAAGAUAAUGGUUAAUAUGAGUCCGCCAAAGUACUCAUCAUUCGCUUUUGCCAUAGUCCACAUGGCUGAGCUCUCUUUGAUUUUACUAUGCAUUUGAAUACAUGUUCUGGAAACGAAUCCUGGUCUUUCAGAUC
This is a messenger RNA of Punica granatum (pomegranate), 1773 nucleotides long. NCBI's taxonomy places the organism in Eukaryota, Viridiplantae, Streptophyta, Magnoliopsida, Myrtales, Lythraceae. The record is from RefSeq and is a predicted model, not a curated record.